AUGACACCUAAAAUAGUGCUACCAAAAACUGAAUAUUUAACACCAAACUGUGGACAGUUGUGUGUACUUGGGAGGACCAAAUUUGGAAUGAUGGGAGAUCAUACAAUUAAAAGUCAGCGACCUCGAUCUGUUCAUGAGAAAAGGGUCCCUCAGGAACAAGCUGAUGCUGCUAAAUUUAUGGCACAAACUGGUGAAUCUGGUGUGGAAGAGUGGGCCCAGUGGAGUACGUGUUCAGUUACUUGUGGUCAAGGGUCGCAGGUGCGAACCAGAACUUGUGUAUCACCUUACGGGACACACUGCAGCGGCCCUUUAAGAGAAUCAAGGGUUUGCAAUAACACUGCCCUCUGUCCAGUACAUGGCGUUUGGGAGGAAUGGUCACCUUGGAGUUUGUGUUCAUUCACAUGUGGUCGAGGCCAAAGAACUAGGACAAGGUCAUGUAUACCUCCCCAGUAUGGGGGAAGAUCAUGUGAUGGACCUGAAACACAACACAAACCGUGCAAUAUUGCACUCUGCCCUGUGGAUGGACAGUGGCAGGAGUGGAGCCCAUGGAGCCAGUGCUCAGUGACCUGCUCCAACGGCACCCAGCAGCGAAGCCGGCAGUGCACAGCAGCGGCCCAUGGUGGCUCUGAAUGCAGGGGGCCCUGGGCUGAGAGCCGGGAGUGCUAUAACCCUGAGUGCACAGCAAAUGGCCAGUGGAACCAGUGGGGCCACUGGAGUGGAUGUUCCAAAUCCUGCGAUGGUGGCUGGGAGAGGCGAAUAAGGAUCUGUCAGGGGGCUGCUGUGACUGGGCAGCAAUGUGAAGGAACUGGAGAGGAAGUUAGACGGUGCAGUGAACAGAGAUGUCCCGCACCUUAUGAAAUAUGUCCUGAAGACUAUUUGAUGUCAAUGGUGUGGAAAAGGACCCCAGCUGGGGACCUGGCAUUCAAUCGAUGUCCUCUCAAUGCCACAGGCACCACUAGCAGACGCUGCUCUCUCAGUGUUCAUGGAGUGGCCUUCUGGGAACAUCCGAGUUUUGCUAGAUGCAUAUCAAAUGAGUACAGACACUUGCAGCAUUCAAUUAAAGAGCACCUUGCAAAGGGACAGAGAAUGUUAGCUGGUGAUGGCAUGUCCCAGGUAACCAAGACACUAUUGGAUUUAACACAGAGGAAAAAUUUUUAUGCAGGAGACCUUCUGAUUUCUGUGGAAAUUCUCAGAAAUGUUACAGACACGUUUAAAAGAGCAAGUUAUAUCCCAGCAUCAGAUGGAGUACAGAACUUCUUUCAAAUCAUUAGUAACCUCUUAGACGAAGAAAAUAAAGAGAAAUGGGAAGAUGCACAACAGAUCUAUCCAGGCUCGGUGGAGUUAAUGCAGGUGAUUGAAGAUUUUAUACACAUUGUUGGAAUGGGAAUGAUGGACUUUCAGAAUUCAUACCUAAUGACUGGAAAUGUAGUGGCUAGCAUUCAGAAGCUUCCUGCUGCGUCUGUUCUAACUGACAUCAAUUUCCCCAUGAAAGGAAGAAAAGGAAUGGUUGAUUGGGCAAGAAACUCAGAAGAUAGGGUUGUCAUUCCAAAAAAUAUAUUCACCCCUAUGUCAACAGAACUAGAUGAAUCAACUGUAUUUGUACUUGGAGCAGUGCUGUACAAAAAUUUAGAACUCAUUUUGCCAACUUUGAGGAAUUUCACAGUUGUUAAUUCAAAAAUUAUUGUUGUUACUAUACGACCUGAGCCUAAAACUACGGAUUCUUUCCUAGAGAUAGAACUGGCACAUCUGUCUAAUGGCACAUUGAAUCCAUAUUGUGUGCUGUGGGACGAUUCAAGAGCAUAUUUUUAUAUUAGUGUUUCAACUACUCAGGGGAAACAGAUCAUGGAAUCAUCUGGUACACCCUCAGUAACCUUAAUAGUAGGCAGUGGUCUUUCAUGUUUGGCCUUGGUCACCCUAGCAGUUGUCUAUGCGGCGCUAUGGAGAUACAUCAGAUCUGAAAGGUCAAUAAUUCUAAUCAAUUUCUGCCUGUCUAUAAUCUCAUCAAAUAUCCUUAUCCUGGUUGGACAAACUCAGACACAUAACAAGGGCAUCUGCACCACAACCACCGCAUUUUUGCACUUCUUCUUCUUAGCUUCAUUCUGUUGGGUCUUGACAGAAGCGUGGCAGUCAUAUAUGGCUGUUACUGGAAAAAUUAGGACACGGCUCAUAAGGAAACGUUUCCUGUGCCUUGGAUGGGGUUUACCAGCCUUAGUUGUUGCAAUAUCAAUAGGCUUUACCAAGACAAAAGGAUAUGGAACAGCUCACUACUGUUGGCUGUCUCUUGAAGGAGGGCUACUUUACGCUUUCGUUGGACCUGCAGCUGCUGUUGUUUUGGUCAACAUGGUGAUUGGCAUUUUGGUAUUUAAUAAACUUGUUUCCAGAGAUGGGAUCCUAGAUAAAAAGCUCAAACACAGAGCGGGUCAGAUGAGUGAGCCUCAUAGCGGUUUGACGCUCAAAUGUGCCAAGUGUGGAGUAGUUUCAACAACAGCUUUGUCAGCCACCACCGCCAGUAAUGCCAUGGCAUCCCUUUGGAGCUCCUGCGUGGUGUUGCCUCUUCUGGCCUUGACUUGGAUGUCUGCAGUUCUGGCUAUGACAGACAAACGAUCAAUAUUAUUUCAGAUACUUUUUGCAGUAUUUGAUUCAUUACAAGGCUUUGUUAUUGUCAUGGUCCAUUGUAUUCUCCGAAGGGAGGUUCAAGAUGCAUUCAGAUGUCGACUAAGAAAUUGCCAGGAUCCAAUCAAUGCAGAUUCUUCAAGUUCUUUUCCUAAUGGACAUGCUCAAAUCAUGACUGAUUUUGAAAAGGACGUGGACAUUGCUUGUCGGUCAGUUCUGCAUAAAGACAUUGGACCUUGCAGAGCAGCUACUAUAACAGGAACUCUUUCUAGAAUUUCACUAAACGAUGAAGAAGAAGAAAAGGGACCAAACCCCGAAGGAAUGAGCUAUUCUACCUUGCCUGGAAACAUCAUCUCCAAAGUCAUCAUCCAGCAACCAGCAGGUCUUCACAUGCCCAUGAGUAUGAGUGAACUGGCUAAUCAAUGUUUGAAAAAAGACAACAGCGAGUUGCGAAGGACUGUGUAUUUAUGCACUGAUGAUAAUUUGCGAGGUGCAGAUAUGGACAUAGUCCAUCCUCAAGAACGGAUGAUAGAAAGCGACUACAUAGUCAUGCCCAGAAGCUCAGUAAAUACCCAGCCAUCACUGAAAGAUGAGAGCAAAAUCAAUAUAGGCAUGGAUACUCUGCCUCAUGAAAGGCUGUUGCACUACAAAGUUAAUCCGGAAUUCAAUAUGAAUCCUUCUGUAAUGGACCAAUUUAAUAUCAAUUUAGACCAGCAUCUUCCCAACCAAGAACAUAUGCAGAGUUUGCCAUUUGAGCCCCGCACAGCAGUAAAGAAUUUCAUUGCCUCAGAGCUGGAUGACAAUGCAGGAUUGUCAAGAAGUGAAACUGGAUCCACAAUAUCAAUGAGCUCUCUAGAGAGAAGAAAAUCACGUUAUUCGGACCUUGACUUUGAAAAGGUCAUGCAUACAAGAAAGAGGCAUAUGGAAUUGUUUCAAGAGUUAAAUCAGAAAUUUCAGACUCUGGACAGAUUUCGGGAUGUACCAAAAUCAGGCAGCAUGGAGAAUUCAGCACCAAACAAGGUUCCAUGGGACAAUUUCAAAACCACAGGCGAAUAUCAACACUACACAACGAUAAACGUAUUAGACACAGAAGCAAAAGAUGCUUUAGAACUAAGACCAGCAGAAUGGGAGAAAUGUCUGAACUUGCCUUUAGAUGUGCAAGAAGGUGACUUUCAAACAGAAGUUUAACAAAAAUGAAAAUAAACUGAACAAAACAAAAACAAACAAAAAAUUAAUUGCACUGACAAUAAAGAAACUUUGGGAAUCCUGACACUCCUGUCUGAACGUUGUGACUACUUUAUGCCAGGCUCUCCCCGUGCCAAAUGUCAGUGGUUUUUUCGUACAGUUUCUUCCCACUAGUAUGGCUAGUGGAGAACCAGGUGUACAAUUCUUACCAUCGUGUGUUGUAAGUACCCGUGGAAUGGAUUUGUAAGGUAAUCUUUAUAGAUAAACCUCAAGCAACGAUUCAUGUUGUAACAGCUUCAUUUGGUUUAGUUUUCAAAAAACUUCACCAUGAAGCACAAUGUAUAUAUUUAUGCAGUUUUUAAAGUUUAUAACAGUCUGUUUGGCCAUUACUACACUUUUUACUUUAUAAUAUAAAAGCAAAGUUUUUGUCAUUAAAUGAAUGUCUGUUGAGCUACAUUCUUCAUUGCUUUAAAUGCAAUAAAGUAAUAAUCUCACUUUUAUAUGAAUAAUAUAUUUCACAUCUUUAUUAUUGCAGUUUUCUCUGGAAAGCUCAGAGUAGCUUUCUCUGCUGCAGCUGUGUAUAAAAUAUUUAAAAUGUUGUAUGGUGUAAAUAAACCUUUGUCUACAUAUCAGUUUCUUAGUGCAUUUUAUUCUGUAUUUGUUGAUCUUAAAUUUGCAUAAAGUUUUCUUUAAAAAGUACACAUGCUAAAUAUGUAUUUGGAGUUUUCAUAGUAUAUUGUUCUAGCUCCUCCAAGGAGUUUCUGUAUUACUAAAUUUGUAAAGCCAUUCUGCAUUUUCUUAGGAUAUCCUCUGUGACAAUGAACCAUAUAAGUUGGACAUGUCGGAAUACUAUUACAACUGUUCUAUUUUAUACAUAUUUUUGUUUUGUUGAAGAAAGAUAACUCUUGGAAAAUAAGUUGUUUCAAUGCACAGCACCCCGGGAAAAUGUUGAUUUAGAAUCAUUAAUUUUUUUGCAUGUUCUUGUUGCUGUAUAACAACAAGAAAGAUUUCAAAGAUAAAAAUUCUGAAAUAUUUUUGACAAAAAAAAAGAGUCUGUUUCAUAUUAUAAAUCAAGAGCUCAGUGUGAUUUAUGUUGCAAGUACAGUUU
Molecule: messenger RNA, 4906 nt
Organism: Meleagris gallopavo (turkey)
Lineage: Eukaryota; Metazoa; Chordata; Aves; Galliformes; Phasianidae
Source: RefSeq, a predicted model, not a curated record